UUUGGAAUAUGACUUUUUUCUAUAUCAACUAAUUAGUUCUCCAUCUAAUUUAAAAACUUAAGUAUUUUAAUUAAUUAUUUAUUUUGACUUAAUAAGGUUUUAAUUUAUUUUUUUAUUGUGAUUUGUAAAUUCUUAUAUUCUUUAAUACUUGGACCUUAAAUACUUUCUAAAUUCUCGUUUACCUUUAUUAAUACUUGGAGUUUUCCUUACAUUAUUUUUUUCUAAUAUUACCCACAUUUAUUUGUAAAGCUUGAACUUAGUUUAUAUACAGAAUCCACUUCUUUAAAAUAAUCUCUCAUGCUUUUUUCUAUUGAGGAUAUUAUUAUUUUCUAAAAGAAAUUUUUAUUUAAUAAAUUAAAAUUAUUAAUCAUAUAUUGCUUAUAUUAUUAAAAAUGUUAUUCACAUUAAAAAUCGGAAAUUCCUUUUGACAUUUUUUCAUUUAUUUUUUAUUCUAUUAUAUAUUCCAUAUUAUCUAUUAAUCUUUUGCAUUUAUUCAUUAAUGGUUCCAUAUAUUAAUCAAAUAAAAUUUCAAGUAAUUACAGAAAGUACUCUUUUUAGCAAAAUAUUUAGUUCUUUUCUAUAUAUGCUUUAUUAAAUUUAUCAAAAUCAAAAUUUAGUUAUUGUGGAAUUAUUUAUUGUUCAUCCUUUUGUAAUUAAUCUGUCUGUUCAUUAUUAUUUAUAGUAAAUUAUAUAUUUUCGAAUUUUUAUUGUAAAUUAAAUAAUUGUUAUUCGAUAGUUUUAGUUUCUUGCUUUUGAUAAAAAUCGUUAUUGUUAGACAUGUAUAGUUAAAUAUAAUCUUAUUAUGGUAGAAAUUCUUAAUUUUUUACUAUUAAUUUCUUCUUUUUUUUUAAUAUUGGAAGGUUUUAUUAAACGAU
Messenger RNA from Ichthyophthirius multifiliis, 875 nucleotides. RefSeq lists its product as hypothetical. The transcript has a single exon. The record is from RefSeq and is a predicted model, not a curated record. NCBI's taxonomy places the organism in Eukaryota, Ciliophora, Oligohymenophorea, Hymenostomatida.